CACCACGAGACCUUCCAUUCCGACGUUCACGAGCCAACGUCAGACACCCAUUGCACCUGACACGCCUUUGUCGGUUCGGUACAGUUCGGAAACAAUGGCCAUGGAAAUUGUCAAGCACGGCGAGGAGGAGGAGUUCGCCAUCAAGCCUCAGUCCUCUGUCCCUCACCUGGACACGAGCAGCUGGCCUCUGUUGCUCAAGAACUACGACAAGCUUCUCGUCCGGACGGGUCACUUCACCCCCAUCCCGGCAGGAUGCAGCCCUCUGAAGAGAGACAUCAAGUCGUACAUCUCUUCCGGUGUCAUCAACCUUGACAAGCCCUCCAACCCCAGUUCCCACGAGGUCGUCGCUUGGGUCAAGCGUAUCCUUCGCGUUGAGAAGACCGGUCACAGCGGUACCCUUGAUCCCAAGGUCACUGGUUGCUUGAUUGUUUGCGUCGACCGUGCCACCAGACUCGUCAAGUCCCAGCAGUCUGCUGGUAAGGAGUAUGUUGCCGUCAUCCGCCUUCACGACAAGCUGCCCGGCGGCAAGGUCCAGUUCGCCCGCGCUCUCGAGACUUUGACUGGUGCCCUCUUCCAGCGCCCUCCUUUGAUCUCUGCCGUCAAGCGUCAGCUGCGUAUCCGUACCAUUCACGAGAGCAAGCUCAUCGAGUUCGACAAUGAUCGCCACCUCGGUGUCUUCUGGGUUUCUUGCGAAGCUGGAACCUACAUCCGUACCCUCUGCGUCCAUCUCGGUCUGUUGUUGGGUGUUGGUGGCCACAUGCAGGAGCUCCGCAGAGUGCGCUCUGGUGCCAUGGGCGAGAGCAAGGAGAUGGUUACUCUGCACGAUGUGCUUGAUGCUCAGUGGACCAUGGACAACACCAGGGAUGAGUCUUACCUGCGCAAGGUCAUCUCUCCCCUGGAGACUCUCCUCACUAGCUACAAGCGUAUUGUGGUCAAGGACAGCGCUGUCAACGCUGUCUGCUACGGUGCUAAACUUAUGCUUCCCGGUCUUCUGAGAUACGAGUCCGAAAUUGAGGUUCACGAUGAGGUUGUUCUCAUGACCACCAAGGGUGAGGCCAUCGCCCUCGGCAUUGCCCAGAUGUCCACCGUCGAGAUGUCGACAUGCGAUCACGGCGUUGUUGCCAAGGUCAAGAGAUGCAUCAUGGAGCGCGACCUGUACCCCAGAAGAUGGGGCCUCGGUCCCCUCGCCUCGGAGAAGAAGAAGAUGAAGGCCGAUGGCAAGCUCGACAAGUACGGCCGCCCCAACGAGGCCACUCCCGCCAAGUGGGUGUCGGAGUACAAGGACUUCGGAGCUCCUGCUGGUGAGGCUCCUGCUGCAUCGGCGGCUCCGGCCACUCCCCAAAAGGCGGUGGAGUCUACGACAGCUACUCCCGUCGCAGUCACCCCUGCCAACGCCGAGGAUGAUGGCGAGUCCAAGAAACGCAAGAAGCACGAGGGCGAGACACCCGACGAGAAGGCGGAGCGCAAGCGUCGGAAGGCUGAGAAGAAGGCGGCCAAGGCCGCGAAGAAGGCAGCCAAGGGUGGUGCUGACGACGAUGACGACAGCGAGUAAGCUCCUGCGAGUUUCCUCACCUCGAUUGGCUAAGAUACCAUGUGUUUGUUGGCAAUGGUCGGUGGUUGGCUGUUGUAUCAUAAAAAAAUGGCUUUGGCAAGUGGCGUUUGGCUCUGAAUUUCUCUCUCUCUCUCUCUCUCUGAACAUAGUGCGGGACUGGCUGGAUAGGAGUAGAUAGGUCC
Molecule: messenger RNA, 1734 nt
Organism: Colletotrichum phormii
Lineage: Eukaryota; Fungi; Ascomycota; Sordariomycetes; Glomerellales; Glomerellaceae
Product: trub family pseudouridylate synthase
Exons: 12
Coding region: 95-1552 (485 amino acids)
Biological process (GO): rRNA pseudouridine synthesis; snRNA pseudouridine synthesis; mRNA pseudouridine synthesis
Cellular component (GO): box H/ACA snoRNP complex
Molecular function (GO): pseudouridine synthase activity; RNA binding
Source: RefSeq, a predicted model, not a curated record